Molecule: messenger RNA, 2364 nt
Organism: Thermothielavioides terrestris NRRL 8126
Lineage: Eukaryota; Fungi; Ascomycota; Sordariomycetes; Sordariales; Chaetomiaceae
Exons: 3
Coding region: 353-2137 (594 amino acids)
Molecular function (GO): monooxygenase activity; heme binding; oxidoreductase activity, acting on paired donors, with incorporation or reduction of molecular oxygen
Source: RefSeq, a predicted model, not a curated record
GUAUAUGGUUAGUGAGUUCUUACGGUCGGGCAUCAGAUCUGUGGCCGAGAAGCUGCCUCUGAUCCACCGGCUGGCAUUUCCUCGUCUCGAUUCGCGAAGUCCGAACUUCGACCGUCGUAUUAGCAAUCUUCGACCUGCUAGCGGCAGGGUGUGCUCACCUAUAUCCCCAGGGUGUUCAUGUCUGUUCAGCCGGAACCUGCACACUUCUCAAUCUGCAGAACAGCCCAGACAGCUGAGCGGCAGGGACCAUUUCCAACCCCAGACAAACGACUUUGACUGGGGGCUGUCGCUGACUUAGGAUCGUGGUCCGGUUACACAGUAGCGCCUCGAGAAGGGGUGUGCCGAGACAAAGAUGCUCUCUGAAAGAUUGCUCCAGACCCUGGCAUUGGUGAAGCUGCAGUCAGCCAUCACCGAUGCAGGGCUCCUCAAUGUCGUUCUUGGGCUGCUGGCCGUCGCGGUCACCGCCCUUGCGGUCGACUACGGCCGCAUGCUCUAUCUGCGGUCAAGGAUGCCGCCAGGGCCCUUCCCGCUACCCAUCAUUGGCAACACCUUCUCGUUGCCCGACAACAAACCUUGGAUCUACUUUGAGCAGCUGUCCAAGAAAUACAACACGCCGCUAAUCACCUUUUGGAUCGGCCGCAACCCCACCGUCUGGAUCAACGAUGCGUGGUGCGCCCACGAGCUCUUCGAGAAGAAGGCGCAGAUCUACACGUCGCGCCCGCGCAUGGUGGUCUUUGGCGAGCUCGGCACUGGGCAGGACAACCUGGUGACCAUGCGCAUCCGCAACCAGCAGGAGCGCGACCACUGGCGCGUCCAUCGCAAGCUGAUGCACCUCGGCGUCGGCGUGCAGUCGGUGCGCGGGUACCGCGAGAUCCAGAACAACGAGAGCAAGCUCGUGGCCUAUGACUUCCUGCGCGAGCCCAAAGAGUACGUCAAACACCUGGAGCGCUACGCCACCAGCGUCGUGUCCAUCAUCGCGUUCGGCCGCCGCGUGGCGAGCUACAACGACCCCAUCAUCACCGAGGUCAUCGCGCUCAUGCAGCUCGCCGCCGACCUGAACGUGCCGGGCAAGUCGUUCCCGAUGCUGCUGGAGACGUUCCCAUUCCUUGCCAAGUUCCCCCGGUUCAUGCCCUGGUUCAAAGGCCUCGGCAGCCGCGGCCAGAAGGGCGGCCACUACUUCUUCCACACGCUCGCGCAGGAGGCCGUCGAGCAGUACGCGCAGAAGUCGCCGUCGGAGCAGGCGUCGAUGCCGACCCCUUACGUCAAGACGCUCUUCGAGGAGGCCCCGAAGUACAACCUGUCGACGGCGGAGCUCUCGGGCCUGACGGGCAACCUCUUCGGCGCCGGGUCGGACACGUCCUCCAGCACGCUCAUCACCUUCGUGCUCGCCUGCUGCGCGUUCCCGGACGCCAUGAAGAAGGCGCAGGCCGAGAUCGACCGCGUCAUCGGGCCCAACCGGUCGCCGCACUGGGACGACUCGCCCAACCUGCCCUACAUCAACGCGUUCGUCAAGGAGGUGCUGCGGUGGCGCAGCGUGGCCAUCAUCGGCGGCCAGCCGCACUCGCCGACGCAGGACGACACGUACAACGGCUGGCUGAUCCCCGCCGGCGCGUGGGUGCAGGGCAACGUGUGGGCCAUCCACCACCACGAGCGCGAGUUCCCGGACCCGGACCGCUUCUACCCGGACCGCUACUUCCCGGACAACGACCACCACCGGCCCUUCCCCGGCGAGCGCGGCUACAUGACCUUCGGCUGGGGCCGGCGCGUGUGCAGCGGCCAGGCGCUGGCCGAGCAGGGCACCUGGAUCACGGUCGCGCGGCUGCUGUGGGCGUUCGACAUCCGCAAGGCGCGCGACCCGCGGACGGGCCGCGAGAUCGACGUCGACAUCUUCGCCUUCACCAACGGGCUCAACAUGCGGCCGCAGCCCUUCCCGUGCGAGAUCGUGCCGCGCUCCGAGGCCAUCCGCGACGCCAUCGUGCGCGAGGGCGAGCAGGCCCUGGCCGACCUCCGCGUGCACGACGGCGAGAGCAAGUACCGCAUGAGCACCUUCUACCAGCAGCAGAAGCGCAAGAUCAAGGAGGAGCCCGUCCUCGACGAGCACGGGAACAUCAAGUUUGUCAAGGUCAAGGCGGGCUGAUGAAGGAGUUGGGGAAAGACUGAGACUCGUGCGGUACUCGGAGAGUAUUUUGCCGCAGUCGCAGUGAUUGUGCUACGUAGUAGAGUGUGAUCUCGGCGAACAUGUAGAUAGGCGUGGAUAUGACUUGAAUGACAUGAAGCAUAGUUGUUACCGAGACAAGACAUGAGCCCUGGCAUAUCUGUUGCCCCCCGUGUAGAAUCCACAAGACGGAAUACUGGUAGCCUGCA